CAGGCGGGGCCCGGGGAGGAGCAGGCAGGGAAGGGGAUGUGUGUGAGUGUGCAGGCCGGGCGCUCCUGAUCCUCCUUGGCCCCUGCUUUUCGGGCGAGGUGGGGGCUCUUCACUUCUCCCUGGGGGAGACCUGUCGGGCAGCGGGGAUCCCUGUGACCUGUGGCCACAAGUCCCGUGUCCACGCACCUCUGGUGCCACGUGCGCCCGUGCAGCCGUGUUCCGUGCGGGCUGGCAGAGAGCGGCGUCUCGGCUCAUCAGCUCUGGCCCCAGCAUGGCCAUCUCCUCGCGCCUCGCCCUGUGGGAGCAGAAGAUCCGGGAAGAGGACAAGAGCCCUCCGCCGUCCUCGCCCCCUCCCCUCUUCUCUGUCAUCCCUGGGGGCUUCAUCAGGCAGCUGGUCCGGGAGACUGAGAAGGAGUCCAAGGAGGCCAGGCGCAGGAAGGAGGCCGCACUGGCCUCUCCGGAGCGCGAGACCCCAGAAGCCCCCAUCACCCAGCCCAGAAGCAAGUCCGGCAGUGACGGACAGCCUGGAGGCCCACCGCUCUCCCAGGACAGCCCAGCGAGGUCUCCCCAGAGUGCAGAUGUCCCAGCCCAGGGCAGCCAGGGGGCCGGCAGCCCUGACCCCGUCCUCAUGACCAGCAUCAACGGCGAGAAGCCCCAGGAGCCGGGCCCCAGCAGGACCCCUGCAAAAAAGCCCUUUAAGAGGGGCGUGAGGAGGGGCGAUGUGCUGCUCAUGGUGGCCAAGCUGGACCCGGAAGCCGCCAAGCCACAGGACGCCCCGCCCCCGGCCACAGACCCCGGAGGCGGGAGAAAGGCGGGGAGCCCAGGGACUCCUUGUGGCCCCCAGGCUGACACCAAGGACUUGGCCCCGAAGGCUGAGAAGACCUGGACUGGGGUUCUUGGGGAGCCAGGCCAAGGCACAAAAGGCGAGAAGGGUCAAGGACCCAUGGGGAAGGGGGCUGGGGGCCCCCAGACCAAAGGCCCCAAAGUGGGUGAGCUCCAGGGCAAAGAGGGCCAGGGGACCAAGCCCCAAGCCCAAGGUGACAGGGCACGACCAGGAACCACAGAGAAGGAGGGAGGGGACCCCCCGAGCAAGACGGCCAAGGGGACCCUCUCCAAGGAUGCUGGGGGCCAGGAGAAAGUCGCGGGGCCUCCCGUCCAGGCGAGAAAGUGGGGAGGGGCCCUGGGCAGAAGGGGCCAGUGGGACGGUGUGCAGAGUAGGAAGGACAAAGCAGGGAAGGUAGAGAAGGCGGCCGGGCCGCAGACAAAAGCAGAGAAGACGGGGGAAGCACAGAGGGCGACGGGGAAAGGCGAGGAGGAGGCUUCACGUGUGGCCCGGCAGGCGGGCGGGCCCCCGCAGGAGCUAGGAAAGGGGGCGCGGCCCCCCAGCACGUCUGGGGAGGCGGGGAUGGCAGAGAAGCACUGUGAAGCUGCCAAGGAUGGGGUCACCAGGGGGGAGUGGCCAGGGGCAGCCGGGAAAAAGGGCCGGCCCCAGAGCCCAGGGCAGGCGACAGAGGAGCCCCGUGCCAGAGCGGAGGACGGGGCCAAGGCCCUGCAGGUGGAGCCGGAAGCAGCCAGGCAGCCUGGCCUGGAGACCAGUGUCCCAAGGCCCCCAACGCUGAAGGAGACGCAGGAGGGGCCAGCCCUGCAGGAGGCAGGUGGAGGCGGCUGGAGCGGAGACUUGGACCAGGCCCCCGGGGACAGGUGGUACGAGGCGGAGAAAGUCUGGCUGGUUCGGAAAGACGGAUUCACACUGGCCACGGUGCUAAAGCCAGAUGAGGGAACAGCUGACCUGCCGGCCGGGAGAGUGAGACUUUGCAUUGAUGCUGACGGCAGCACCAUGGAGGUGGACGAGGAGCAGGUGCAUCGGGCCAACCCCCCCGAGCUGGACCAGGCGGAGGACCUGGCGUCUCUGGUGAGCGUGAGCGAGUCGAGUGUGCUGCACACGCUCCUGCAGCGCCACCACGCGCGGCUGCCGCACACCUGCUCGGGGCCCGACCUCAUCGUGCUCCAGCCCCAGGGGCCCUCGCCGCCCUCCACAGGCAAGGUGCCUGUGCCCAGGGGCCGCUGGGAUCGCUCGCCUGCCCACGUGGCCUCCCUGGCCCAGCGGGCAUACUGGGCACUGCUGAGCCAACGGAGGGAUCAGAGUGUCGUGGCCCUGGGCCGGAGCGGCGCCGGGAAGACCACCUGCUGUGAGCAGGUCCUGGAGCACCUGCUGGCGAUGGCAGGCAGCGUGGACGGCAGGGUCUCAGUGGAGAAGAUCCGCGCCACCUUCACCAUCCUCCGGGCUUUCGGCUGCGCGUCCACCGGCCACGGCCACAGCUCCACCCGCUUCGCCAUGGUGAUGGCCUUGGACUUCAACGCCACCGGCCGCGUCACGGCCGCUCAGCUGCAGACGGCACUGCUGGAGACGAGCCGGGUGGCACGGCGGCCCGCGGGGGAAGGGAGCUUCCACGUGUUCUCCCAGAUGCUGGCUGGGCUGGACCUGGAUCUCAGGACCGAGCUGCACCUGCACCAGUUGGCGGCCAGCAGCUCCUUCGGCCUGGGCGUGUGGGCCAAGCCUGAGGAGAAGCAGAAGGCGGCGGCCGCCUUUGCCCAGCUCCAGGGCGCCAUGGAGACCCUGGGCAUCUCGGCCAGUGAGCAGCAGGCCAUUUGGCGGGUGCUGGCGGCCAUCUAUCACCUUGGUGCUGCGGGCGCCUGCAAAGUGGGCCGGAAGCAGUUCAUGCGGUUUGAGUGGGCCAAUCACGCAGCUGAGGCCCUGGGCUGCGAGUACGAGGAGCUGAACACGGCCACCUUCAAGCACCACCUGCGUCAGAUCAUCGAGCAGGUGACGUCCAGGCCGAGCCGCCGGGGCCUCGAGGACGAGGAGACCAGCUCAGGACUCAAGAUGACAGGUGUGGAGUGUGUAGAGGGCAUGGCCUCGGGUCUGUACCAAGAGCUCUUUGCCGCCGUGGUGUCGCUCAUCAACAGGUCCUUCUCCUCCCACCACCUCUCCAUGGGCUCCAUCAUGGUGGUGGACUCUCCGGGCUUCCAGAGCCCCCGGCAUGAGGGCAAGGAGCGGGCGGCCACCUUCGAGGAGCUCUGCCACAACUACGCCCAUGAGCGCCUGCAGCUGCUCUACUACCAGCGAACCUUCGUCUCCACGCUGGAGCGCCAUCGAGAGGAAGGCGUUCCUGUGCAGUUUGACCUCCCGGAGCGCUCCCCAGCGACCUCGGUGGCUGUUGUGGACCAGAGUCCCUCCCAGGUCCCCCUGGCAGCCGGAGGAGGUGCCGAGGACGCCGGGGGCCUUUUCUGGGUCUUGGAUGAGGAGGUCCGGGUGGAGGGCUCCAGCGACAGCGUGGUGCUUGAGCGUCUGUGUGCGGCCUUUGAGAAGAAAGGAGCCGGGGCUGAAGGGACCUCUUCCCUGCGCGCGUGCGAGCAGCCCCUCCAGUGUGAGAUCUUCCACCAGCUGGGACAUGACCCCGUGCGGUACGACCUCACGGGCUGGCUCCACAGGGCCAAGCCCAACCUCGCAGCCCUGGACGCGCCACAGGUUCUGCAGCAGUCAAAAAGGGAGGAGCUGCGGAGCCUGUUCCAGGCCCGGGCCAAGCUGCCCACCGUGUGCAGGGCCGUGGCGGGCCUGGAGGGCACCUCCCAGCAGGCCCUGCAGAGGAGCCGUGUGCUGCGCAGGACGUUCGCCAGCAGGCUGGCCGCGGUGAGGAGGAGAGCGCCGUGCUCCCAGAUCCAGCUGCAGACGGAUGCCCUGAUCAACGUGAUCAGACGGUCUCACCUGCACUUUAUCCACUGUCUCACACCAACCCCACCGCUGGAGAGCAGGGCUGGGCAGGGGUCUCCAACGCCACCCCAGCCAGGAGGAGAUGAGACUAGGGCAGGCGGGCCUCCAGCCCUGGACAUCCCCGCCCUGAGGGUCCAGCUGGCAGGGUCGCACAUCCUGGAGGCACUGCGACUGCACAGGGCAGGCUACGCUGACCACAUGGGGCUCACCCAGUUCCGCAGGCGAUUCCAGGUGCUGGACCCCCCGCUCCUGAAGAAGCUUGUGUUGGCCUCGGAGGGAGUCGACGAGAGGAAGGCCGUGGAGGAGCUCCUGCAGAGCCUGGACCUGGGGAAGAAGGCCGUGGCCCUGGGACACAGCCAAGUUUUCCUCAAGGAAGGCGUGGUCUCCAGGCUGGAGAAGCAGCGGGAGAAGCUGGUGUCUCAGGGCAUCGUCCUCUUCCAGGCGGCUUGCAAGGGCUUCCUGUCUCGCCAGGAAUUCAAGAAGCUGAAGAUUCGCCGGCUGGCAGCAAGGAGCAUCCAGAGGAACAUGGCUGUGUUCCUGGCCGUCAAGGACUGGCCGUGGUGGCGGCUCCUCGGCUCCCUCCGGCCACUGUUGAGUUCCAGCAUCGGGAGUGAGCAGCUCAGAGCCAAGGAGGAGGAGCUCACGGCGCUGAGACACAAGCUAGAAAAGUCGGAGAAGCUGCGGAACGAACUGCGGCAGAAUACAGAUGUGCUUGAGAGCAAGAUUGCUGACUUGACCACGGAGCUUGCUGACGAGCGCUUCAAAGGCGACGUGGCCUGCCAGGUACUGGAGAGCGAGCGGGCAGAGCGGCUGCAGGCCUCCCAGGAACUCCAGGAGCUCAAGAGCAAGUAUGAGCAAGUCCAGAAGAAGCUGGGAGAAGUGGAGAAGCAGUUGGAAGAAGCCCAGCAGAAAAUCCAGUUGAGUGACUUGGAAAGGAAUCGCCCUGGAGGAGCAGACGAGUGGCAGAUGCGCUUGGACUGCGCCCAGAUGGAGAAUGAGUUUCUCAGGAAGCGUCUCCAGCAGUGCGAGGAGAGGCUGGACUCGGAGCUGACAGCCAGGAAGGAGCUGGAGCAGAAGCUUGGGGAGCUGCAGGGUGCCUACGAAGGGGCCAGGAAGGCAGCCCAGCAGCUGAAGAGGAAGUGCCACCACCUGACCUGUGACCUGGAGGACACCCGGGUCCUGCUGGAGAACCAGCAAAGCCGAAACCACGAGCUGGAGAAGAAGCAGAAGAAGUUUGACAUGCAGCUGGCCCAGGCCCUGGGUGAGUCCGUGUUUGAGAAGAGCCUCCGGGAGAAGGUGACCCAGGAGAACACCAGUGUCCGGUGGGAGCUGGGCCAGCUCCAGCAGCAGCUGCAGAAAAAGGAGCAGGAAGCCUCGCAGCUGAAGCAGGAGGUGGAGAUCCUGCAGGACCAGAAACGGGAGCUGCUGGGGUCCUCCUCCAUGGGAGAAGAUUGUGUCGCUGCCUUGAAGGAGAGGCUCUGGAAGCUGGAAUCCAGCGCCCUUGAGCAACAGAAAAUCCAGGGCCAGCAGGAAAGCACCAUCAAGCAGCUGGAGCAGCUCCGCCAGCAGUUUGAGCUGGAGAUCGAGCGGAUGCAGCAGAUGUAUCAGAAGGACCGUGAGGACAAGGAGGAGGAGCUGGAGGACGUCCGUCAGUCCUGCCAGAAGCGGCUGCGUCAGCUGGAAAUGCAACUGGAGCAAGAGUACGAGGAGAAGCAGAUGGCCCUCCACGAGAAGCAGGAUCUGGAAGGCUUGAUCGGAACCCUCUGUGAGCAGAUCGGCCAUCGAGACUUUGACGUGGAGAAGCGCCUUCGGCGGGACCUCAGGAGAACGCACGCACUGUUGUCGGAUGUGCAGCUGCUUCUGGGGACCAUGGAGGAUGGCAAGACGUCGGUCAGCAAGGAGGAGCUGGAGAAAGUGCACAGCCAGCUGGAGCAGAGUGAAGCCAAGUGUGAGGAUGCCUUGAAGACACAGAAGGCGCUGACCGCAGACCUGGAGACCAUGCACAGCGAGCUGGAGAACAUGACCCGGAACAAGAGCCUGGUGGACGAGCAGCUGUACCGGCUGCAGUUUGAGAGGGCGGACCUCCUGAAGCGCAUUGACGAGGACCAGGAUGACCUGAACGAGCUCAUGCAGAAGCACAAGGAUCUCAUCGCUCAGUCCGCUUCCGACAUCGGGCAGAUCCAAGAACUGCAGCAGCAGCUGGAGGAAGCUAAGAAGGAGAAGCACAAACUGCAGGAGCAACUGCAGGUGGCUCAGAUGCGCGUUGAGUACCUGGAGCAGUCCACCGUGGAUCGCGCCAUCGUCAGCAGGCAGGAGGCGGUGAUCUGUGACCUGGAGAACAAGACGGAGUUCCAGAAAGUGCAGAUUAAGAGAUUCGAGGUCCUGGUGAUCCGGCUUCGGGACAGCCUGAUCAAGAUGGGCGAGGAGCUGUCGCGGGCAGCCGCCUCGGAGGCGCAGCAGCGGGAGAGCAGCCAGUACUACCAGCGGCGCCUGGAGGAGCUGAAAGCUGAAAUGGAGGAGCUGGUGCAGCGGGAGGCGGAGGCCGGCCGGCGCUGCGUGGAGCUGGAGAAGUACGUGGAGGAGCUGGCGGCCGUGAGGCAGACCCUGCAGACAGACCUGGAGACGUCCAUCCGGAGGAUCGCUGACCUCCAGGCAGCCUUGGAAGAGGUGGCUUCCAGUGACAGUGACACGGAGAGCGUCCAGACGGCAGUGGAUUGUGGCGCUGGUGGCCAAAGAGAGCUGGACAACGUCUCCGUCAUCAGCUCCCAGCCCGAGGGCAGCCUGCAGUCCUGGUCGAGCUGCACCCUCUCCCUGGCUGCAGACACCAUGAGGAGCCCCUCGCGACUGUCCACCAUCAGUAGCCGCAUCCCCAGUCCCAGGAUGAGCGAGGAGGCUGGAGAUGCAGAGAGGCCCCGGCCGGCGUCGGCGCUGAGCAGAGCCUGGGACGACCGCGGCAAGACCCCCGGGGAGACCUCCCUGUCUCCCGGCUCCGUGCGUCGGCACAAGUCCUGCCACUUUGGGGAUGGCGAAGGGGUGGGUGCCCAGAGAAAGGCCACAGAGCGCCCAGGAGCUCUGUCUGCUUCCCUGGCCUCUCGAAGCCCAGACACAUCCCCGUUGCCCAGGGCAAAGCUGCCCAGCCCCUCGGCCGCCCUUUCCGAGUUCGUGGAAGGACUUCGGAGGAAGAGAGCCCAGAAAGGCCCAGGGAGCAGGCUGGGCCUGGAGGACUGGCCCACGCUGCCCAUUUAUCAGACCACGGGCGCCUCCACGCUCAGGAGAGGCAGGGCCGGCAGCGACGAGGGUGACCUGUCGCUGAGGGCUGGGGGGAUCUCACCCCUGGAAACCGAGGGGGCCGCGGGGACCUCGGCCGGGCUCCUGCGCUCCACCAGCCUCAGAUGCAUCCCCUCGGAGGGUGCCCAGGGCACGGCCAUGCUCCCAGAGCAGCGGAAGACACGGUUCAGCUCCUGCGAGGCACUGCUGGAGUCGGGACCGGGCUCCUGGAGGAGGCUCAGCCCGUCCACGGCACCCGGGGGCAUGCUCUUGUCGCCCCCGCUGCGGCCUCGGAGGCGGUGCCUGGAGGCCUCCGUAGAUGACGCGGGCUGUCCUGACCUGGGCAAGGAGCCCCUGGUCUUCCAGAACCGCCAGUUUGCCCACCUGAUGGAGGAGCCGCUGGACAGCGACCCGGGCAGCUGGAAGACCCCCAGCCUGCACUACGAACGCAAGACCAAAGUGGACUUUGACGAGUUCCUGCCGGCCAUCCGUAAGCCCGGGGCUUCCACAUCCUUGGUCAGAGCCUCCAAAGACGGGGCAAGCGGCCCCCAGGCCCCCAGCGUCCACUUUGAGACGGAGGACGCCGACCGCAGCUUUCUCUCGGGGAUCAAGACCAUCCUGAAGAAGAGCCCGGAGCCCAGGGAGGACCCCGCCCACCUCUCGGACUCAUCCUCCUCGUCCAGCUCCAUCGUGUCCUACAAGAGCGCCGACAGCAUCAAGAGCCGCCCGGGACUCCCGCGCCUCCAGGGUGACGGCGGUGAGCGCACGUCCCCCGAGAGCAGGGAGCCGGUCCCGGGGCGGAGGGAGGACGACGUGGAAAGCAUUAUGAAGAAAUAUCUGCAGAAGUAGGGACGGGGCCAGCUUCCUCAGGUGCAGCUGCCCUUGGAGACUUGUGACUCCGCAACUGUCUGGGGACAGAGAGAGCGGCCAGGCCUCCACCCCCCACUCCACCGCCACCACCCAGGAGCCGCCAGUCCAGAGCCAGCCAGCACGGCCAACCCUGAAGACGAGAUGGGGCUCACAGAGGCAGAGUCAGCAGCGGGCGCAGAGCUCCCACAGUGCUCAGUCUGUACAAAAUAAAGUGUGAGCUCCUUGGCA
Messenger RNA from Oryctolagus cuniculus (rabbit), 8137 nucleotides. NCBI's taxonomy places the organism in Eukaryota, Metazoa, Chordata, Mammalia, Lagomorpha, Leporidae. The record is from RefSeq and is a predicted model, not a curated record.